Molecule: messenger RNA, 1015 nt
Organism: Hyaloscypha bicolor E
Lineage: Eukaryota; Fungi; Ascomycota; Leotiomycetes; Helotiales; Hyaloscyphaceae
Exons: 2
Coding region: 15-938 (307 amino acids)
Cellular component (GO): mitochondrion
Molecular function (GO): (3R)-hydroxyacyl-[acyl-carrier-protein] dehydratase activity
Source: RefSeq, a predicted model, not a curated record
CUCCAACACACAUCAUGGUCCCCACACUUCGAAGACUCUACAGCUCAACCUCCGCACCAUCAAUUGCCUCGCAAUUCCUCUCGAAAUCCCAAUCCCUCCCUCCGCACACCCAUACCCAAUUCCUAGGCGCCAACCAACUGCAACGCUUCUCCGCAACGCUCUCUCGGCCUGAGCUCGCCCAAUCGCUCCCAAAGAAUGGCACACCAUUGCCAGCUUGUUACCACUUGGCAUAUUUCACGCCGUCACAAGUUGAGGAGGAAUUAGGUCGAGAUGGAACGGAUACGACGUUUAACCCUCCCCGUCCGUUCACGCGGCGGAUGUGGGCGGGUGGAGAGCUAGAAUGGAUUGGAGGGGAAACGAAUAGGCUGAAGAUCGGACAAGAAGUUACGGAAACGACGAAAUUGGUAUCUGCGGUGGGGAAGAAUACGAGAGCUGGUGAGGAGAUGGUCGUUGUUGGUGUGGAGAAAAGUUAUGAGAAUGAACGUGGUGUGGCGCUGAUUGAUAAGAGAAAUUGGAUCUUCCGCCCCGAAAUCACAACUCCCCAAACGCCAGCUUCAGAGCCGGACCAGGUUCCUCUCCCAGAAGGGAAGUACACACGAGAUUUCACCCAAACACCAGUCACACUCUUUAGAUUCUCAGCCCUAACAUUCAACGCCCAUAAAAUUCAUUAUAAUAGAGAAUGGUGCCGCGAUGUUGAAGGACAUCGAGAUCUAGUGGUCCAUGGACCUUUGAAUUUGAUCAACAUGGUCAACCUGUGGAGAGAUGUGCAGGGUCGAGAUGUUGUUCCGAAGAAAGUUACGUAUCGGGCUACGAGUCCGUUGUAUGCUGGUGAAAGGUAUCGAGUUAUUAUGGAUGAGGAGCAGAGUAAGGUAUCUGAGGUGAGGAUUGUGGAUAGUUAUGGUAAGAUGAGUAUGGUAGGUCAGAUUGAGAGUGCUUGAUGGCAUUUACAAAUCCCCUCUUUAGAAGGAUUAUUCAAGCCCGAAAAAUUUAGAGUGUACAUAUCUCGAAAUGUUCC